ACACCUUCCCCUUCUGGCACAUGCACACAUUUCCAGCUGCAAACCAACACAGGCCCCCAUCGUCCUGUUCGAGCACUGGGGCAGAGCGACUGCCCUCUGCCUCGAGAGACUGGAAAUCCACAUAAGAACAGCACAGAGACAUGGAGACGGUGGCGUCUCAUCUCCUCAGCUGUGCUUUCGCUCUCCUAACUUAGUUUCCCAGUGAGUGUGGGGUCAGCGGGGGCACGCGGCCAUGUCUCUUCCACUGGAUAUACGCUCUGACCACAAAGACCCCUCGAUGGGGACGCUGGAGAAACAACUCAUCUGUCCCAUCUGCCUGGACGUGUUUACGAAACCAGUCGUUAUUCUGCCCUGUCUGCACAACCUCUGCCGCAAGUGUGCCAAUGAACUGUACCAGCCAUCUCUCUUCCAGGUUGGAAUUGGAGGCCGUUUCCGUUGCCCUUCCUGUCGGCGUGAGGUUGUCUUGGACCGUCAUGGAGUUUAUGGACUUCAGCGCAAUUUACUUGUGGAGAACAUUAUUGAUGUUUACAAGCAGGAACUGCAGGAGUCUGAAAGCUCUAGGCCUCCACCACCAAAGCCUCUUCCACAGUUUAACUGUGCAGACCAUGAAGAUGAGAAGCUUAAUAUUUAUUGCAUCACGUGUCAGGUGCCCACCUGCUCUCUCUGUAAGGUGUUUGGGGCACACAAGAACUGCCAAGUAGUUCCCCUGCCUGAUGUUUACCUGCAAGAGAAGGCUGAACUAAAUGACAGAGUUGCUUCUUUGGUUGCCACAAAUGAACGUGUUCAGUCAUUUGUUAAUGAACUAGAGGCACUCUGCAGGAACAUAGAGGAAAACAGCAGGAUUCAGAAACAGAUUCUGUGUAAGAAGUUUGAUCGCAUGUCUGCCAUUCUGGAGGAACGUCGUAAGAUCAUGACCCAACAAAUCACUUCUGAGCAGAAAGAAAAGAGUGGCUGGACCCAAUCUUUACUGCAAACCUACAGUGAGCAUGUGGACACAAACUCAAAGUUGAUCCAGGAAGCCCAGAAUGCCAUAGAAGAGCCAGAGAUGGCUUCUUUUGUCCAGAUCUCAAAAGAUCUUAUUGUGAAGGUUGGUGAAGCAUCUAAUUGCUUCACUCUGGAGACCCUGGAUCCUGAUUAUGAGAACAUGAAUCACUACAAAGUGGAUUUCGAUGCAGAAGAGAGAGUUCUGCACCAGAUGGAUUUCUUGGAGAUUGAAGAAGAGGUGGAGGAAACGCCCGAUGAACAAGAGUCAGAACCUGAAUCUGAACCCGAACCAGUUCUGACACCAGAACCUGACCCUGAACCAGAUCAGGAUCUGAAAUCAGAGGCUUCUGAGAUGACAAAUCCAACACCGGAGACACCGGAGACACCGGAGGACAAUUGGGAACAAGAAGGUGGCUGUGGAGACAUCAGAAAAGAGGCUGUUUGUGAGAAGAAUAGCUUAAGCACUUCACAGGUUGUCACUCUAGCCCUUUAUUUCCUGGCCUUUCUGGUCAUCCUACAGCGAAUAUGGGGAAGCAUUCAGUGCCUUACUUGUAUAUAGCAGAGGAAAAUAAAGUCACUUUACCUAAUUUUCUGCAGACUGGCAAACCUGUGAGCUCCGCUCUAGAAGG
This is a messenger RNA of Rhinichthys klamathensis goyatoka, 1613 nucleotides long. RefSeq names its product tripartite motif containing 101 (gene trim101). Lineage: Eukaryota; Metazoa; Chordata; Actinopteri; Cypriniformes; Leuciscidae. The coding region runs from base 233 to 1543 and encodes 436 amino acids. The record is from RefSeq and is a predicted model, not a curated record. Gene Ontology annotation, molecular function: zinc ion binding. The transcript has 10 exons.